UGGUCCAGUAGUCGUUAUAGCGUGUGGUUUACAACAACUUGUCGCCGGUAAAAGUGACAAAGGAAAAAACAAGUUCUGCCCCGAUUUUUAGCUAGAUCUCGCGAGAGCACGGCGAAAGCCGGCUGGGCUUAAUUAAAUUAAUAUAAUUUCGAGGGAACGCCGCCGCACAGCGAUCUCGGGUGUGUGAGUGCCUCAAUUAAAUUCAAUAAAUCAUAAAUAAGUGAGUGCCAACGGAUCCUGUUUUAGUGGCGUGGCUCUCUGGCGCAAUUGUGAUUUAUUGGCCCCAGAGGAGCCGGGGUGAAUUCAAGUGAAAUUAGGGAAUUACGAAUGCGAAAACUUAAUUUUGAUGAGUUCCAAUGAAAGUUGCUGUUGAAUCGAAAAUGUUUCGCGUCAUAUUCCUCGCUCUCUUGGCUUUGCCCUCUCAAAUCGAAGCCUUCAAUUUUAUGCCAAAGCCGAGCAGGGUGAUAAACUCCCCGACGCAUCUGAAGUUCCACCUAAACCAAACGCGGAGCUCCUACUUUGGAUACACGCUCGUCAUCCGUGAAACCAGCAUUAUUGUGGGCGCUCCGCGAGCCCAAUCCACCUUGGAGUCGCAACGGAGCAUCAAUGAGACGGGGGCGAUCUACAGGUGCUCCUUGACAGAUAGCGUCUGCCGUCCAUAUGUCCUGGAUCCGCGCGGAAACGUGGAUGCACCCUUCAAUGAGUACACCUACGACUCGGAGCGCAAGGACUUCCAGUGGCUGGGCGGAUCCAUGGACGGUGGCACGAAGGAUUCGGAUAAGCUCCUCGUUUGUGCUCCCCGAUUCUAUGCGCCCAGCCCCCGGGAUUACCAUCUGCAUGGAGUCUGCUACUGGGUCAACAACACUGUGGCCAGCUCUCCGGAGCACGUGACCCGCAUCUCGCCACUCCGCCUGAAAACUGACCAGGUGAAGGAGGAUGAGAACGGCACCAAGGCCAGCUUCUUUUACAUAAUGGGCGAACUGGGCCUGAGUGCCCAUGUGGCGGAUGACAACUCCAAGUUCCUGAUCGGGGCCCCCGGCAUCAAUACGUGGAAGGGAUCGGUGAUUCUGUACCGUCAGGUGGAUCCCGUGGACAAUCCCACCGCCAGUAGACGUGACACGAGCAGGGCGCUCCGGCGAACCAUUCGGGAUGUGGACACCAAUGAGUAUACGCCCGAGCACUACGCACCCGAGAUCCCCCAGCCAUCGAAUUGGGGACAGGAGGAUGACUCGUACUUCGGCUACGCCGUGGCCUCCGGCUACUUCGAUAGCUCCAAUCCGAGCACCCUGCUCUUCGUGGCCACCGCCCCGCAGGCCAACAAGCAAUCGGGCGAGGCCUACAUCUUCGAUGUUCGCGGCAAGAACAUCCACAAGUACCACGUCUUCCGGGGCGAGCAGUUCGGCGAAUACUUCGGCUACUCCGUUCUGGCGGAAGAUCUCAAUGGCGAUGGUAGGACGGACGUCAUCAUAUCGGCACCGCAGCACGCUCUGGAGGAUUCCCACGAUAAUGGAGCCAUCUAUGUGUUUAUCAACAAGGGCUUUUUCAACUUUGAACGACAGAUUCUACGUUCGCCAGUGGAACACCAGGCGCGCUUUGGAACCACUCUAUCGCGUCUGGGAGACCUUAAUCAUGACGGCUACAACGAUGUUGCCGUGGGAGCUCCCUUCGCCGGAAACGGAUCCGUGUUCAUCUACCUGGGCAGCGAACAUGGAUUGCGGGAACAGCCGAGUCAGCGACUGGAUGCUCCUUCCCAGCAACCCUCCAAGUAUGGAGCCCACAUGUUCGGCCAUGGGUUAUCCCGCGGAUCGGACAUAGAUGGUAACGGAUUCAACGACUUUGCCAUCGGAGCCCCCAAUGCCGAGGCCCUGUAUCUGUAUAGGGCCUAUCCCGUCGUAAAGGUCCAUGCCACCGUGAAGUCGGAAUCGCGGGAGAUCAAGCCGGAGCAGGACAAGGUGAAGAUCACCGCCUGCUACAAACUGAGCACCACUUCCAAGGCAACGCUGGUGCAGGAGCAGGAACUGGCCAUCCGAAUCGCGAUCGACACUCAGCUGAAGCGGGUCAAGUUCGCCCAGACGCAGACCAAUGAGUUGGCCUUCAAGGCGAAUGCGAAUCUUGGCGAGCAGUGCCGCGUCUUCGAGGCCCAGGUGCGCUACAGCGAGAAGGAUAUAUUCACGCCCAUCGAUCUGGAGAUGCACUACGAACUGACCAAGAAGAUUCCCGACUCCGAGGAGUUUUGUGAUAGCUGUGCCGUUGUUGAUCCCAAAGAACCGAAAGUCUCCACGCAGAAGAUAAUCUUCAGCACGGGCUGUGCCACCGAUGUUUGCACCGCAGACCUGCAGUUGAGGAGCAAAAAUGUGAGCCCCACUUAUAUUUUGGGCAGUGCCGAUACGCUCCGUGUGAACUACGAGAUCACCAACGGUGGAGAGACCGCCUACCUGCCCCAAUUCAACGUGACCAGCACCUCCCGGUUGGCUUUCGCCCAGGUUCCUGGAAACUGCAAGGUCGCCGAGGCAGUCAUGGUGUGCGACCUAAACCGCGGACGACCUCUGGCCAAAGGUGACAGCGAUUCGGUGACCAUCAGCUUCGAUGUGAGCCAACUCAGCGGACAGUCGCUGAUCAUCCACGCAGAAGUAUUCAGCACGGGCUACGAGAAGAAUCCCACGGACAACAAACAGACCAAUGUGAUAAGUCUCAAGGAGUUCACCGAAAUCGAUGCCAGCGGUGGCCAGACAAACAACCAAAUCGAUUUGGAACACUACAGCAACUCGGCGGAAAUAAUCAACAACUACGAGAUCAAGAGCAAUGGGCCUAGUGUAAUCGAGCAGUUGACCGUUUCCUUCUAUAUACCCAUCGCCUAUAAGGUGGCUGGAUCUGCGGCCAUUAUACCCAUCAUCAAUGUGACCAGCCUGAAGAUGCAGGCCUCCUACGAUUCCCAGCUGCUGAGCGUGGAUCUCUACGAUCAGAACAACACCCUGCUGGUGGUGGAUCCCGUGGAGGUGGGUGUGACCACUCUUAGCGGAGGCCUGGAGCGAACUGUGAUCACCCAGACUCAUGGGCAGAGCUACGACAUCCACACCAGUGGACACGUGCACCAGACCAUGCAGGUGCUGGACUCCGACAUGGUGGCCACAGCCUCCAUGACCAGAAGGCGUCGCGAUCUCAAGGCCCUGACCGCCAAUCGUGAGCAAUAUGCUCGCAUCUCGAAUGUCAAGGCCCACGAUCUGCUGAGCGAGGACUUCAAGGGCAAGCUGCCGGUGAAUCGCACCAUUGUGUUCAAUUGUCGGGAUCCCCAAAUGACCAUCUGCGUGAGGGCCGAGAUGCAGGUUCACUUUAGGCCGGAGAAAUCGAUUAACCUGAACAUGCGGUACAGCGUGGAUCUGAACGAGGUGAAUGCCAUACUGAUGGAUCCCUGGGAGUACUUUGUCAUCCUGACCGACCUGAAGCUGUCCAAGAAAGGCGAUCCCACUUCCAGUUCGUUUUUGAUCAACCGCAGGAUCGAACCGAAUAUUAUAUCCAAGCAUCUGGAGGCCGGACUGCCCAUCUGGAUAAUAAUUGUGUCCGUAAUCGGCGGUCUGCUGCUGCUGUCUGCGAUAAGCUAUGCUCUAUACAAGUUUGGCUUCUUCAAUCGCACAAAGAAGGACGAGUUGGACAGGUUGGUGCAGCAGAAUCCCGUCGAGCCGGAGGCCGAGAACCUCAACAGUGGCGGCAAUAACUAACUUUGGCCGAGGUAAAUCCCAGCCACAGUACACAUCACAUUCAAAAUGGAUGGACCAGUUACCAAAUCCUAUUUUCAGUACGGGAAGACUACCCACUAAGUGUGUUCUUAUGCAUUUAAAAAUGGAGCUAAACACGAAAAACGAUUUACGAAAAAUCUACCUUAUAGGAUAUACGUGCAAAUUGUGAACCGCAAGCCAUUCAAUGCGUUUGUGGGUCUGAUUUUUAGGUUAAGUGCCUUGUAAUUUGUAGUUUACAACUAAUUUAUAGCCAUGUUGCCAUUUGUUGUAUAUAUUUAUUUUAAUUACCCGUAAUUGUAAUCAAUUUGUAAAGGUAGCUUUACAUGGCGACGUAAAAGACUUUAUUAAUGUGUAAAUUGUAAAAACGAAACUAGGUUAUUUUAAGCGAUAACAGCUUGUUUAGAACCUAUUCUUGUAUUAUACUAGAGUAUUAAAAUGAUGAAUAAUAAAUUCAAAGUAAAAACAA
Drosophila takahashii is the source of this 4200-nucleotide messenger RNA. It is a transcript of the gene scb, whose product is annotated as scab. Gene Ontology annotation, molecular function: integrin binding. The record is from RefSeq and is a predicted model, not a curated record. Gene Ontology annotation, cellular component: integrin complex; external side of plasma membrane. Lineage: Eukaryota; Metazoa; Arthropoda; Insecta; Diptera; Drosophilidae. Gene Ontology annotation, biological process: cell-cell adhesion; cell adhesion mediated by integrin; cell-matrix adhesion.